Lachnellula hyalina is the source of this 2037-nucleotide messenger RNA. RefSeq lists its product as uncharacterized. Gene Ontology annotation, cellular component: mRNA cleavage factor complex; cytoplasm. Lineage: Eukaryota; Fungi; Ascomycota; Leotiomycetes; Helotiales; Lachnaceae. Gene Ontology annotation, biological process: termination of RNA polymerase II transcription. The coding region runs from base 1 to 2037 and encodes 678 amino acids. Gene Ontology annotation, molecular function: phosphatidylinositol binding; ubiquitin binding; mRNA binding. The record is from RefSeq and is a predicted model, not a curated record. The transcript is spliced from 4 exons.
AUGACCACCGAAUUCUCUGACGAUGUUGCGGAGGAUUACAAGAGGGCUCUUGAAGACUUGACCAUGAAUUCACGAUAUGAGAUCAGCAAUCUAACAGUCAUCGCAAGAGAGAAUACAGAGCAUGCCCUCGCCAUUUCCGAGGCCUUGAAGAGCCAUAUCAAGCAGACCUCGCCGCAGAAGAAGCUUCCUGCAUUUUACGUUCUUGACUCCGUCAUUAAGAACGUUGGGACACCGUACACAAUCUUCCUUUCCCGCGGCCUUUACUCAACGUUUAUGGAGGCAUACGCUUUGGUGGACAACAGUGUGAGGAGGAAGAUGGAUGAAAUGCUGAAGACUUGGAAGGAACCUGUACCAGGAGCUUUGGACACACGCCCGGUCUUCCCACGGGAUGUCACAGGUCCAAUAGAGAAUGCUUUGAUUAAGGCUAGGACAUCUGCAAUACAGGCUCAGCAAGAACACACCAGAAGCCAGCAACAAAUACUGGGGCGGGGGCGGCCUGGUCCAUCGCCUGCUCCCUACCGCGAGACUCCUACUCCACCAAAUGCAUACCGACAGCCCCCUCCUGUACAACAAGGAUACAACUCAAACUACCCCCAGCAACAGUACCCCUCAGCCAUGAACGGCCAACAAUACGGCCAGCAACCACAUGUCCAACAGUCAUAUGGACUCCCACCUGUGAGUAGACCUUCCUCUGGCAAAUUUGACUAUACUAAUCAAGACCAGCGACCACCAACCCAGAAUUACAUUCCACAUAACGCAAGUGCGGGAUCAUGGCAACAACCCCCGCCGCAGCAAGGAUAUAGUGCACAUGAUAAUAGCAUAGAUGAACUGAACAGUGAUAUUGCAAACCUUAUCACAGUUUUCAAGACAGACUUUGCUCUGAACCCGUUGGAUGGCAAUAUACAAAAGAGACUGAAGGCAUUGCUCGACCUACAAUCUAUAAUGCAGAGUCAAAGAUUGCCCCCUCAGCAAAUUUCUGAAAUCAAGACCCAAGUGGCAAAGCUUUCUGAAGCAUCUAAAGCGACACCUAAAGCACCCAAGUCUCCUACCCCUGCCCCAGUUCCCGCUCAACUUCCACAGCAAAAUUCUCUAAGCUCACUCUUGGGUCCGGGGGGACAGGGUACUCUCGCAGCGCUGCUGGCGAAACAAACACCUCCCAUUCAAACCCGAUCACCACAACCAGCUCUUAAUCAACCUUUCAAACCACCUCCUGUAUCCAUGGCCCCCACACCUGUUCCAGAUACGGGUUCUCUAUUUGAAAAAUUACUGGCAGCUGGUAUAAUCUCAGGAAAACCUGCCAUAAGUACACCUACCCCGAACAUUCCGUUGCCUGCAAACAUAUCUGGGUAUCGACCCCCAUUCACCCCAAACCCAUCUAGAACACCGUUAGGAGAAAUACCGAAUGAUGUCGUCCUGAAGACAUCUUCGUUGAAAAUUCUUUAUGAAAAACUGGGUGCACCGUGUACACAAUGCGGCAGGCGGUUCCAAUCUAAUGAAGAGGGCAAAAAGAAAAAGACAGCCCAUAUGGAUUGGCACUUCAGAGUACAUCAACGAAUGACGGAAGCGGAGAAAAGAGGGCAACAUCGGAGUUGGUAUGUUGAUGAAUUGGAUUGGAUCAAGUCUCGGGAGGUGGAAGGAGAUCAGAAUACCAGUAAUGGUGACAAAACAAACGGCUCUGGCGUUACUAGCUCUAGUAUAACGAGUAAACCAAAGCUGCAGUAUCUCCCCGUUCCAGAUGACCCUGCACUUGCAAGUAGCACAUGUCCUAUCUGCACAGAGAAGUUUGAAAUGAAGUGGCUCGAUGAGGCUCAGGAGUUUGUCUGGAUGGAUGCCAAGAAGAUCAACCAGCGGAUCUACCAUAUUAGUUGCUACGAGGAUGUCAACAAAGCUGGUAUUAAGAGAGACACACCGGAACCUGUUCUUGGGAAGCGAAAACAUGAGGUAACUACUCCCACUGGGUGCAGGAUAGGCAAAUCUAACAAAGCUCAGGACGACAAUAUUGCAGUUCGGUCAAAGAUUAAGACGGAGUCCUAUUAA